GUUUAAGAUCAGAAGUAAUUUUCGGUACCAGCCACCAGGGUAAACCAAUGGUUCGGUGACGCCCGUUAUUUUGUUAAUCAAUCGGCGUUAUUGGAACCUUGCGGAUUUCCGUCAUCAGACGAGCCUUUCUGUAUCCCUAUGACACCAAAUUCAUGCUUCCAAACCGCCGCCGCCGCCGCCGCCGCCCCGGCCGCCGCCUGCCUUGACGUCGCCGCCAUCUCCGACCUCAUCGCCCGCCAGCACUGGUCCCGCCUCAAAGUCCUCGCCGGAAUCACCUCCGCCGCCGCCGCCCCCCAACUCCUCCACAUCCUCCUCGAUUCCCCUCAUGCCGAUCCCCCCACCGUCCGCCGCCUCUUCCGAUGGUCCGAAUCCCACUUCCACUCCCCUCACCCGCUCCCCCUCCACUGCCGCCUCCUCCAUUCCCUCGCCGCCGCCAAGCUCUACUCUGACCUCCGCUCCGAGCUCCACUCCCUCGCCAAGUCCGGGCGCCACUCCGCCCCUUCCAUCCUCCACUCCCUCUCCAUCUCCAGCGACACCCACCGCCGGGGCGCCUCCCUCUCCGUCAUCGCCGAUAUGCUGGUCCUCGCCCUCGUUAAGAAUUCGAGAACCGAGUCAGCUUUGGAAGCCUUCUAUCGUGCCGGGGAUUACAGCUGCCGGCUGUCGACCCUCUCCUGCAACCCUCUGCUAAGCUCUUUAAUCAAGGAGGGAAGGACCGAGAAUGUCGAGAAAGUGUACAAAGAGAUGAUCCGGCGGAGGAUCGCCCCUAAUCUGAUCACCUUCAACACCGUGAUCAAUGGCCUUUGUAAGGCCGGGAAGCUCCGGAGGGCCGGGGACCUCGUCGAGGAUAUGAAGUCUUGGGGGUUCUCGCCGUCAGUGAUUACUUACAAUACCCUCAUUGAUGGGUGCUGCAAAAAGGGCCAAGCAGGGAAGAUGUACAAGGCCGAUGCUCUCUUGCGGGAGAUGGUGUCAGCGAAGAUCCACCCCAAUGUGGUUACCUUCAACACACUGAUUGAUGGGCACUGCAAGGAUGGGAACACCUUGGCGGCGAUGAGGUUUCUCGAGGAAUUGAAAAGGCAGGAGCUGUCUCCUAAUGUGGUCACCUAUAAUACCUUGAUUAAUGGACUCUGCAGCGAGGGCAAGGUCGAUGAAGCUCUCGGGUUGCUUAAAGAGAUGGAGGCAUCAAAUGUGAUGCCAAAUGUGGUGACUUUUAAUGGGAUUGUUAAUGGGUUCUGCAAGAAAGGGAUGUUGGCUGAGGCAAAGGGAUUGCUGGAUGAUAUGUUGGAACGGAAUUUGGCACCAAGUGUUAUCACGUUCAAUACUUUGAUUGAUGGGUGUUGUCGUUCAGGUUUGAUGGACGAUGCAACUGGGUUGAAGAGGCUUAUGGUGGGGAGUGGAGUACAUACCAAUGUUUCGACCUAUAACUGUUUGAUAUCUGGUUUUUGCAACAAUGGGGAUAUGAACAGUGCUACAAAGCUAUUGGAUGAAAUGGAAGAGAAUGGUGUGAAAGCCGAUCUCAUAACAUACAAUGUGCUGAUCAGUGCCUUGUGCAGGGAACAGAAGACAGCAAAGGCGGUCAAACUUUUGGAUGAGAUGCAGGAAAUUAGUUUGCAGCCAAGUCAUGUAACUUAUAACACUCUUAUUGAUGGGUUGUGUAAGAAAGGGAACCUCAGGGCUGCUUUGAACAUAAGGGCAAGGAUGGAGAAGGGUGGAAAGCAUGCGAAUGUCGUCACAUAUAAUAUUCUCAUCAAGUAUUUUUCUGGGGGAGGUAAGAUGGAUGAGGCAAAUGAGCUUCUGAAUGAGAUGUUGGAGAAAGGUUUGGUUCCAAAUAGAGUUACUUAUGAUAUUAUUAAGGAAGAAAUGGUUGAGAGAGGGUAUAUUCCAGAUAUAGAUGGACAUCUUUGCAAUGAUGCUGCUUGAAUCCCAUUAGUGGAUGGCGUUGCGAAUGCUAUGCUUCUCAUGGAUUUCAGAUGUCAGGAUAUGGCAGGCGACCAUGAUGAAAUAUAUGAACCCAUAAGGGUCUAUUUAUGGCAUAAUUGAUCUGAAAGCAAUAUCAAGAAAACUGACUACUUGUUUUGCUCAAGAAAGUUCAUUGCCCGGUAGAGUCGGUAAUGAUAUAGUUGCGGAUGAAAUGUUGGAGGGAUGUAUGCUUGUGAUGUACAUUAAAAUUUUCUAAUGAUGUUCUUUGAACCCAAUUGGAGAAAUCAAGACUGCUACAUACCAUGUGGUUAUCAGAAAGAGAGUCACUUAUGGUAUUAUUGAAGAAGAAAUAGUUGAGAGAGGUUGUGUUCCAGAUAUAGAUGGACGCCAUUGUAAUAGUGCUGCUUGAAUCCUAUCAGGUGAUAAAAUUGGGAAUGCUGUGCUCUUCAUUGUUUUCAGACAUGAGGAAAUCAUUGUUUCAAGAAUUUCUUUGAAAGAGUUUUCCUAGUCAGUGGCAGGUGUUGAUGGUGAAACAUAUGGGCCCAUAUGGAUCUAUGCAUGGCAUAGUUGAUUUGAAGCAAUAUCUGGAAUGGACCAGUACUUUCUUUACAUUCGUUCCCUGGCAGAGUUGAUAAUUACAUAGUUGAGGAUGAAUUUUGGAGAGAGGUAUUUUGUGAUAUUUAUGAAAUUAUGGUAACCAUGCUUCUUAGAGCCUAAUUGGAAAAACCAAGAUAGGUACAUACCAUUUGGUUAUCAGAUGCAAGACCGGUAUGUACAAUGUGGUUAUCAGAAGCAAAGAAAAAAAAUUAUUUUGAAGGAUUCCCUUUAGAAGAACAUCAGUGAGUUUCAUGCAUUCAUAGGCACCAUCAAUUGUGAAGUUCUGAGCCUCUGGAGGAUUUAUUUAGUGCGAAAAUGAUUUGAGAGAAUUAACAAUCAUGAAAUCUCUCAGUAUUCUUUCUCUAAGUUUGUUACACAAAGAUGGUGUUGGUACCAUGGCUGUGCAUGUGGAAGCCAUGCUGGGAUGGCUGGACUAUAUACAACAACUAAAUUUCUAAUGGUGAAGCUUCUGGGCGGUUAGUUACUACCAUGACAUUUUCAUUUAACAGUUCAUGUUUCAACAAAGCAAGCAGAGGUCAAGGUAGCGAGCUAUUGAGUUCAUACAAAUGUCGUAGCCGGAGGUUAGGAGGUGAUGAUGGUGCUUGGAGAAUGAACGUAGACCAAGGCUUAGAGUUUGUUGAACACAAUCGCACCACCAUAAUGCUGUUUUGGAAAACCUCUUUGAUAUUGUUAUCUGGCAGAACUUGUUGGAGUCGUGACAUUGUUAAUUGUGGUUUGGAAUUGGCGACGGCCAGUUCAGGUUGCCAGGUCCCUCUGCAUGUGUUUUUGGAUUAGGGCCAUGAUGAUUCAGCAAGCGAAAGCUACUUGGCUGACAAAUAGAAGACUCUACAGCAAAGGAUCAUUGUCGAGCAAUUAACCAUAAAAACUGUUCAGUUGGCAGUCAAAGACUAUUUUGAUCACUUGCUUGACCCUCACAGCUGAAGAGUGGACAGAUGUCAAUACCACACCCUUGCAUGUGCUAUGCUCAUAUUGUGUGCAACUAAUUUGUUUAUUUUGAAAAGAGAAUUUUGGAUGAAAUAAUUUCAGCAAGAUUUCUUUCCAGCAAAACAAAGUAUGUUCUGAAUUUCUGCAAUUAAUUCUUCUAAAAUCAAAUUCUAGUUUUUGUUUUUUGAAUAUUUAUAUUAAAAUCUUGCAACUUAAUC
Messenger RNA from Elaeis guineensis (African oil palm), 3677 nucleotides. RefSeq lists its product as uncharacterized. Gene Ontology annotation, molecular function: mRNA binding; protein binding. The record is from RefSeq and is a predicted model, not a curated record. NCBI's taxonomy places the organism in Eukaryota, Viridiplantae, Streptophyta, Magnoliopsida, Arecales, Arecaceae.